Messenger RNA from Opisthorchis viverrini, 2471 nucleotides. RefSeq lists its product as hypothetical. The annotation marks the transcript as partial. Gene Ontology annotation, molecular function: pyruvate kinase activity; potassium ion binding; magnesium ion binding. The transcript has 12 exons. NCBI's taxonomy places the organism in Eukaryota, Metazoa, Platyhelminthes, Trematoda, Opisthorchiida, Opisthorchiidae. Gene Ontology annotation, biological process: glycolytic process. The record is from RefSeq and is a predicted model, not a curated record. Gene Ontology annotation, cellular component: cytoplasm.
AGUACCUCGUUUGGGAGGACGUCGUUUCCAAAGUUCGUGAUAUCGAAAUGCGGUGAAUCCGGAAGUAGCGACGCACAUCUACAUGCGAGAUCUCACCUUGAACAUGUAGUCAAUCUUGACAUCGAUGGAGAAACUCCUGCGGUCCGGAACACCGGGAUUAUUUGCACAAUAGGACCGGCUUGCCGAAGCGUGGAGAUGCUACAGAAGAUGAUUGAGUCAGGCAUGAACAUCGCUCGACUGAACUUCUCCCAUGGCACACAUGAGUAUCAUGCCGAGACGAUCAAACUCAUCCGUGAGGCUGCCGACUCGAUGACUUCUGUUACGCGACCAGUCGCAAUCGCCUUGGACACGAAGGGACCCGAAAUUCGCACUGGAUUGAUGUUUGGGAGUGCCACGGGUGAGGCGAGUCUCGAGGUUGGAAUGGCAUUGCGUGUGACGACCGAUCCAAAGUAUGCUGACAAUUGCUCGGAAAAACUUGUCUACGUGGAUUACCCGAAUAUUGUCCACGUACUCCAAGUCGGUUCGAAGAUCUUUCUGGAUGAUGGACUCCUCAGCCUCGUUGUUCGAAGCAAAGGUCCGGAUUUCUUGGACUGUGAAGUGGAAAACGGUGGAAAGUUGGGUUCACGCAAAGGGGUAAAUCUUCCCGGAGCUAUGGUCGAUCUACCUGCGGUAUCGGAAAAAGACAAGGCAGAUUUACGCUUCGCUAUUGAACAUCAUGUCGAUAUUGUGUUCGCAUCGUUUAUUCGGAAUCCACAAGCCGUGAUAGAGAUCCGUGAACUGUUGGGUGAGGCUGGAAGCUACAUCAAGCUCAUUGCAAAGAUAGAAAAUCACGAAGGUGUUAAACGGAAGACGGCAAUUACCAGCGCAGCUGAGUUUGCUGGUAAUAGCUUUUAUACUUCGCUGUCAAGUGAUUGUUUGACCGCCCCUGGCUCUCUUCCACCCUUCAUGUGGUUGUCGAAAAGAGCCCCUUCGAGGAAGUUGGACGACUGGCAUACGCAGCACGUGGCCAAGCAGCGCAACUUGUGCAGUGUGAUCAUUUCAUCCAUCGAGACCGCCAAACAUGCCUUCUUCUACCUUUUGAACAGUUUCAACGAAAUCCUCGAGGUUGUUGACGGAAUCAUGGUUGCUCGUGGUGAUCUUGGUAUUGAAAUCCCAGCGGAGAAAGUAUUUUUGGCCCAAAAAAUGAUGAUUGGUCGUUGCAACCAGGUCGGGAAGCCGGUCAUUUGUGCCACACAAAUGUUGGAAUCCAUGACCUACAAACCCCGACCGACUCGAGCCGAAUCAAGCGAUGUGGCCAAUGCUGUUCUGGACGGAGCCGAUUGCGUUAUGCUAUCAGGUGAAACCGCCAAAGGCUUGUACCCUCUGGAGACGGUUCAAACAAUGCAUCGGAUUUGCUUGCAGGCCGAGUCAGCCAUGUUUCUUGGUCAAAUGUUCGAAGAUCUCAAGGCCUCAAUAUCUGGACCCACCGGAAUGACCCAUACGACCGCAAUUGCUGCAGUCGAGGCGGCGAACCGUUGCAAUGCAUCGGCUAUCAUUGUGAUCACGACAUCUGGAGUGUCAUCUCAGUUGAUUUCACGGCACCGUCCACGAUGUCCAAUCUUCUCCGUGACUCGUCACGCCUUGACGGCGCGUCAGGCUAAUUUGUUCCGAGGCGUGCAUCCUCUCUACUAUGGAGAACCUCGAAUUCCUCAGUGGGACGAAGAUAUGGAUCGCCGUAUUCACUUCGCUAUCGAGUAUGGUCGAAAACGGAACUUCCUCGCGCCUGGCAGCUUUGUCAUCAUUGUCACUGGUUGGAAGGCUGGAUCUGGCUCGACCAACACGCUAAGAGUCAUCCGACUGGAAGAUGCAGAGACCAAACCGAUUGUCGCUGCCUCGAGCUUCAGCCGUUUCUAAACCUUGAUUACACCCCAACACCAACAUUGUCGAAACCUCCCCCCCCUUGACCUAUCGUCCCAAUUCUCUGCACGCGCAGCUUUCCGUUUUAGUGUCCUCCUAGAAAAACCUCUCUAUCUUUUGAACUGUUUCUCUUUGACCACGGCGAACGGAAUGACCACGACAAACUACUGCUACUCUGCGUCCUCCCCACAUACUUGGUAAUGGUCUAACCCUAGAUGAUUUUCUCGAUCCUUCCUGUGUAUUUUAUCCGACAGAUGCAUGUACCGAAAGUAUAUUGUUCUAUGUUUGUGUCGACAUUGGACACCGACUACCCACUGGUUCUGUAUUUUACUUAGCUUUUUCUCUUCGUUCCCUUCCAUGCCGCUCAACUUCUCGGCAUCUUCUCAAACCUAGUCAUUUUUACUGCAUUACUUUGAUAUUUCAAACAUGCAGUUCUUCAUCCUGACGAAAUUCACCUCAUUCUUCGGUAGCAAUCGUACCAGCUACUACCAGGUACAAUAAUAGACUGCGUACUCAGAGACACACACAUGCAUGUGUAUUUCUUUUCAUUCAUUGUGAAGGAAGGUUACCAGCUU